UCAGUUUUGAGGACUAUUCGGAUUUUUCUCUUCAAGCCAGAAGCAAAAAAAAAAAAAAAAACGACAACAUGGUUGUGUGGACUGACCAAGAGCGUGCUGCCAUCUCCGGCAUCAUGGGCGGCCUGGUCUACGAGGAAGACGGCCCCAAGGCUUUGUGCAGGUGUCUGAUCGUUUACCCCUGGACCCAGAGGUACUUUGGCGCCUUUGGCAAUCUCUACAACGCUGAAGCCAUCCAGAGCAACCAAAAAAUCGCGGCCCACGGCAUCAAGAUCCUGCAUGGUCUGGACCGGGCUCUGAAGAACAUGGACAAUAUUAAGCAAACCUACGCCGAGCUGAGCGUGCUGCACUCUGAGAAGCUCCAUGUGGAUCCUGACAAUUUCAAGUUGCUGGCUGACUGUUUGACCAUCGUCAUCGCCGCCAAAAUGGGAAGUAGCUUCAACCCACAGAUUCAAGCCGCUUGGCAGAAGUUCUUGUCAGUGGUGGUGUCCGCUUUGGGACGGCAAUACCACUAAAUUCAGAUGCUCGAUAUGGAGAUUCAACAUAUGUUGUCAUGUGUUUGUUUUCUCCAAAAAGAAAUAAAGGCUCACUGAAGCAAAAGACAAUGGUGGAAUUG
This is a messenger RNA of Syngnathoides biaculeatus (alligator pipefish), 613 nucleotides long. Its product is annotated as hemoglobin subunit beta-1-like. Gene Ontology annotation, biological process: hydrogen peroxide catabolic process; oxygen transport. NCBI's taxonomy places the organism in Eukaryota, Metazoa, Chordata, Actinopteri, Syngnathiformes, Syngnathidae. The record is from RefSeq and is a predicted model, not a curated record. Gene Ontology annotation, cellular component: hemoglobin complex; haptoglobin-hemoglobin complex; blood microparticle. Bases 69 to 512 code for a protein of 147 amino acids. The transcript has 3 exons. Gene Ontology annotation, molecular function: oxygen binding; haptoglobin binding; heme binding.